Molecule: messenger RNA, 4417 nt
Organism: Fukomys damarensis (Damara mole-rat)
Lineage: Eukaryota; Metazoa; Chordata; Mammalia; Rodentia; Bathyergidae
Gene: Boc
Product: BOC cell adhesion associated, oncogene regulated
Exons: 22
Coding region: 493-3816 (1107 amino acids)
Biological process (GO): cell-cell adhesion; axon guidance; nervous system development
Cellular component (GO): axon; plasma membrane
Molecular function (GO): protein binding
Source: RefSeq, a predicted model, not a curated record
GCCGUGCCCCUGUGUGCGUCCCCGUGGGUGUCCCCCUGCGCGUCGUGUGUCCGUGCGGCGCGGCGCUGUGUGGCUCUCUCCGCGCCGCCACACUGGCCUCCGGGCCCGGGCUCACUCUUUUCAGUUGUCGGCUGCACCAGAGUCCCAGAACAGGCUUCCUGGAACCCAUGACCCAUGAAGUCUUGUCAACAUUCAUACCAUCUGAGGGUAGCAGCGAAAAAGUAGAAGUAGAUGUAAAUCUGCAGCCAGGAUCGGACUGAUGGAAACAUCCUCAAAAGUGACCCCAAAUGGAGUUAUUCAAGCUUAGUGUUUGCUGAACACUGAGAGUUGUAUUUAUGCUGCAGAUGCCAUCUCAAAUAAAAUCAACACCGCUCCUGAACCUUUGGUCCAGCAGACAGUGUUGCAGGAGAUUGUGGUGUCUUUAUGAGUGACACCGGUGGCUUACGGGAGUUGGCUUCGGACCCUCUGUGACACACUGUGCUUCGUGGGACAAUGAGGAAGCUGAGAGAAAAGAGGCCUGAGGUCACACUUGCUUGGCUCCUCUUUGCCACAGCAGGCUGCCUUGCCAACUUGAAUGAGGUCCCUCGGGUCACCGUCCAGCCUGCAUCCACAGUCCAGAAGCUUGGAGGAACUGUGAGCCUGGGCUGUGUGGUGGAACCUUCGUGGGUGAACGUGACCUGGCGCCUGAACGGGAAGGAGCUGAAUGGCUCAGAUGAUGCUCUGGGCAUCUUCCUCACCCAAGGGACCCUCGUCAUCACUGCCCUCAACAACCACACCGUGGGACGGUACCAGUGUGUGGCCCGGAUGCCUGCCGGGGCUGUGGCCAGCGUGCCAGCCACAGUGAUACUAGCCAAUCUCCAGGACUUCAAGUUAGAUGUGCAGCAUGUCAUUGAAGUGGAUGAGGGGAGCACAGCGGUCAUUGCCUGCCACCUGCCCGAGAGCCACCCAAAAGCCCAGGUCCGUUACAGCGUCAAGCAAGAGUGGCUGGAGGCUUCCAGAGACAACUACCUGAUCAUGCCAUCAGGGAACCUCCAGAUUGUCAAUGCCAGCCAGGAGGAUGAGGGCAUGUACAAGUGUGCUGCCUACAACCCAGUGACCCAGGAAGUGAAAACCUCUGGCUCCAGUGACAGGCUGCGUGUGCGCCGCUCCACAGCCGAGGCUGCCCGCAUCAUUUAUCCCCUGGAGGCCCAGACCGUCAUUGUCACCAAAGGCCAGAGUCUUAUCCUGGAGUGUGUGGCCAGUGGGACACCAACCCCACGAGUUACCUGGGCCAAGGAUGGGUCCAGUGUCACUGGCUACAACAAGACGCGCUUCUUGCUGAGCAACCUGCUCAUUGACAGCACCAGCGAGGAAGACUCAGGCACCUACCGCUGCAUGGCCAACAAUGGAGUGGGGGAGCCUGGAGCAGCCGUCAUCCUCUACAGUGUGCAGGUGUUUGAACCCCCCGAGGUCACCGUGGAGCUAUCGCAGUUGGUCAUCCCGUGGGGUCAGAGUGCCAAGCUCACCUGUGAGGUGCGUGGGAACCCCCCACCCUCUGUGCUGUGGCUGAGGAACGCCGUGCCUCUCACCUCUAGCCAGCGCCUGCGGCUUUCCCGCCGGGCCCUGCGCGUGGUCAGUGUGGGGCCCGAGGAUGAAGGCGUCUACCAGUGCAUGGCUGAGAAUGAGGUGGGGAGCGCCCACGCAGUGGUCCAUCUCAAGACCUCUAGGCCAGGCACAACCCUGAAACCCCGGCAGGAUGCUAAGGCAGCCACUGCCACACCUCCUGUGCCACCCUCCAGACCUAGCAGCCCUGACCAGAAGCUGAGGGAGCCACCAGGGCUCGCCAGGGCCCCAGCGUCGAUGCCGCCUGCUUCCUCAGAGUGCCCAGGGGAGAAGGAGCAGGCAGCUCCUGCUGAGGCUCCCAUCAUCCUCAGCUCGCCCAGGACCUCCAAGACUGACUCCUAUGAGCUGGUGUGGCGGCCUCGGCAUGAGGGCAGCAACCGGGCACCCAUCCUCUACUACCUGGUGAAGCACCGCAAGCAGGUCUCAAACUCCUCUGAUGAUUGGAUCAUCUCUGGCAUUCCAGCCACCCAGCACCGCCUGACCCUCACCAGAUUGGACCCUGGGAGCCUGUAUGAAGUGGAGAUGGCAGCACACAACUGCGCUGGCGAGGGCCAGACUGCAAUGGUCACCUUCCGAACUGGACGACGGCCCAAGCCAGAGAUCAUGGCCAGCAAGGAGCAACAGAUCCAGAGAGAUGACCCUGGCGCCAGCCCCCAAAGCAGCAGCCAGCCAGACCACAGCCACCUCUCUCCCCCAGAAGCUCCAGACAGACCCACUAUCUCCAUGGCCACUGAGACCUCAGUGUAUGUGACUUGGAUUCCCCGUGGGAACGGUGGCUUCCCGAUCCAGUCCUUCCGUGUAGAGUAUAAGAAACUAAAGAAAGUGGGAGACUGGAUUCUGGCCACCAGCGCCAUCCCUCCAUCUCGGCUCUCCGUGGAGAUCACAGGCCUAGAGAAAGGCACUUCCUAUAAGUUCCGAGUCCGAGCUCUGAACAUGCUAGGGGUGAGUGAGCCCAGCGCCCCCUCCCGGCCCUACAUGGUGUCAGGAUACAGUGGCCGAGUGUAUGAGAGGCCAGUGGCAGGCCCUUACAUCACCUUCACAGAUGCAGUCAACGAGACCACCAUCAUGCUCAAGUGGAUGUACAUCCCAGCAAGUAACAACAACACCCCAAUCCAUGGCUUUUAUAUCUACUACCGACCCACAGACAGUGACAAUGACAGUGACUACAAGAAGGAUAUGGUGGAAGGGGAUAGGUACUGGCACUCUAUCAGCCACCUGCAGCCAGAGACCUCCUACGACAUCAAGAUGCAGUGCUUCAAUGAAGGAGGGGAGAGUGAAUUCAGCAACGUGAUGAUCUGCGAGACCAAAGCCCGGAAAUCUGGUCAGCCUGGUCGCCUCCCACCCCCGACUCUGGCUGUACCACAGCCACCACCCCCAGACACCAUGGAGCGACCAGUAGGCACUGGCGCCAUGGUGGCACGUGCCAGCGACCUGCCCUAUCUGAUUGUUGGGGUCGUCCUGGGCUCGAUUGUCCUCCUCAUCGUCACUUUCAUCCCCUUCUGCUUGUGGAGGGCCUGGUCUAAGCAAAAACAUACAACAGAUGUGGGUUUCCCUCGAAGUGCACUUCUGUCCUCCUCCUGCCAGUACACCAUGGUGCCUCUGGGAGGACUCCCAGGCCACCGAGCCAAUGGACAGCCCUACCUCAGUGGCAUCCACAGACGGGCCUAUGCUAACGGGCUGCAUGGGAACAGGGGGUGCCCUGUGGCUGCAGGGCACUACCCAGGCAUGAAGACUCAGCAGCACUGCCCAGGGGAGCUGCAGCAGCAGGGUGACACCAACAGCCUGCUGAGGCAAACCAUUCUUGACAAUGGAUAUGACCCCCAGAGCCACCAGGUUACCAGGGGCCCCAAGCUCAGCCCGGAUGAGGGCUCUUUCUUGUACACACUGCCUGAUGACUCUACUCAUCAGCUGCUCCAGCCCAAAGACCACCUCCAAGAGCAGCCUGCAGCCAUCAGCCAGUCAGGAAUAAGGAGAGCACCCGAAAGUCCUAAGCUGGUUGCUGCCUGGGACCCUCCAUUCCACUCAGGGCCACCGUGCUGCUUGGGCCUAGUACCAGUUGAAGAAGUGGACAGUCCUGACUCCUGCCAAGUGGGUGGAGGAAACUGGUGUGCCCAGCUCCCCUCGGGGGCCUAUGUGGGACAGGAACCUGGGAUGCGGCUCUCUUCCAGCCCAUCAGUGCAUGUGUCCUUUGAAACACCACCUCCUGCAAUUUAGGCAGAAGCCAGUAUCCUAGAAAGACUAUAUUGUGUUUUUUUUUAAGAGACAGAGAAAUUUGGUAUUUAUUUUUCUAUUAUAGCCAUAUUUAUAUAUUUAUGCACUUGUAAAUAAAUGUAUAUGUGUUUUUAUAAUUCUGGAGUGACCUAAGGAAUCCUCCUGUUGAUGUACAAAAGCAGAAACAAGCUGCAACAUAACAGGAGUCAAUCACGAAAGAACAACACAGACUGGCCAGGAUGCAGAUUCUUCACAGAACCGGAAGCUGCCUGGGGGCUGCAGGAGCCCCACAGAGGAGCUAAUGGAAGGCUGGAUCCAAGCAUCCUGCGAAGAGUGCCAUGGAAAAGCCAGGGCCAAGGCAUCACAGACUGGAGACCUGCCCUGGUGGUGGCUGGGCCUGGCGGGCGAAAGAAGUGUUUCCUAAGAUGCCAUGAGAACAGACUCAUGUACAGCUCAUAAGCAUUAACAAACCUUCCAGAAUCAAUCAUUUGUGGCAACAUAUCUCUGUAAAAACAAACACUGUAACUUCUAAAUAAAUGUUUAGUCUUCCCUACAACCUUCAAUUUAGUCAUGGAUGAGUCAGCGUUUUCUUUAGCCGUUAGAA